CUUCCAGAAUGGCCACCUACAAGAUCCAGGUGGCCACAGGCAACAUCAUGUUGGCCGGCACCUACAGCACCGUCUCCAUCACUUUGAUCGGGACUCGAGGGAAGAGCCACAAGCAGCAGCUGAAUAACCGGGGACGGGACUUCGUUCCUGGGGCUGUGGACGAGUACGAGAUGCCCUGCGCGAGGGACCUGGGAGCGCUUCUGCUGGUCCAGCUCCACAAGGAGCCCUACCUGUUCUUCCCCAAGGACAGCUGGCUCUGUGACUUCGUCAAGGUGACGACCCAGCACGGGACAACCUACCACUUCCCCUCCUACCAGUGGCUGGAGGGCUACGGCACCUUGACGCUGCGGGAGGGUGCAGCCAAAACCGUUGCUGAUGAUUCCGGGAACUCCAUCCUUUUGGAACAUCGUAAGGAAGAGCUCAAAAGACGGCAAGAAUGCUACGGCUGGAAGGAAUAUGCCCCAGGCUGGCCGAGGUGCAUCGAUGCAGAAAGUACCGACGAUUUGGACUCCAGCUCUAAGUUCACCCUCACCAAGACCACCGUUUUUGGGCUGCGCGCCGCCAAGUCGGAACUUGAGCUGAGACUUAAAGGUUUCUCCAACCAGGAGGGUUCUUGGGAGAGUCUAGACGACAUCGGGAAGGUCUUCUGGUUCAAAAAAACCCCUGUCACAGAGUAUGUCGCAGAUCAUUGGAAAGACGAUGAUUUCUUUGGCUAUCAAUUCCUGAAUGGGGUCAACCCUGUGCUGCUCCAGAAAUGCACCGAGAUCCCAGCUAACUUCCCAGUCACCGAAAAGAUGGUGGCCGGGUCCCUGGGGAAUUCCACCACCCUUCAGAAAGAGCUGACGAAAGGGAACAUCUUCAUCGCAGACUACAAGAUCCUUGAGGACAUCCCAACGUGCUUUCUCAACGGUAAACCCCAAUAUCUGGCUGCUCCCCUCUGCCUGCUGCACCUGAACCCUGAAGGAAAGGUCAAGCCACUGGCUAUCCAGCUCAGUCAGACCCCUGGUUUUGAGACUCCCAUUUUCCUGCCCAGUGACCCCGAAUGGGACUGGACGCUCGCUAAGAUCUGGGUGAGGAUGGCCAACUUCCAUGUCCAUGAGGUCAACACCCACCUCCUGGAAGCACACUUCCAUUGCGAGGUCUACACCAUGGCCACCCUCCGCCAGCUACCUAUGUGCCACCCUAUCUACAAGCUCCUGAUACCUCACACCCGGUAUACACUCCACAUCAACACUCUAGCCCGCACCAGCCUUAUACAGCCAGGAGGGGUAUUUGAUAAGGCCACCGCCACAGGCCGCGAUGGGAUGCUGAAGCUGCUGGCAAAAGGUGUUCAGGCCUCCACUUAUACUGCCCUUUGCCUCCCGGAUGACCUCGAGAAAAGAGGAGUGGCCACUUUGCCCAAUUUCUACUUCCGGGAUGACGGGAUGAAGAUCUGGAACGCCAUACAGAAGCUGGCCUCUGGCAUUGUCGGUCUCUACUACAAAUCUGACACAGCAGUCAAGGAGGACCCCGAACUGCAAGCCUGGGUGCGCGAAAUUUUCACAGAAGCUUUCCUGGGCCUGAAGUCAUCCGGUGUCCCUUCUACACUGGAAACCAAGGAUGAGCUUGUCAAGUUCCUCACCAUGAUCAUCUUCUGCUGCUCCGCAAGGCAUGCUGCAGUCAACAGUGGGCAGUUUGAUUUCGCCGCCUGGAUGCCCAACACGCCCGCCACCUUGAGACAGCCUCCCCCCAAAAGCAAAGGCCUUGCCACCUUGAAGAGCAUAUUGGACACCUUGCCGGAAGUGAACUCCACCUGCGCGCUUCUCUCUCUGCUUUCAGUCGUGAGCUAUGAGCCGGGCGACCUGAGACCCCUGGGCUACUACCCUGAUGAGCACUUCACGGAAGAGGAGCCCCGAAAGCUGAUUGCCGAAUUCCAGGAGUGCCUGGCCAAGAUCUCCAAGGAAAUCGACCAGAGGAACAAGGAACUUCCCAUCGGCUACCUCUACUUGAACCCUUCUGAAGUACAGAACAGCGUCUCCAUAUAA
Messenger RNA from Euleptes europaea (tarantolino), 2024 nucleotides. RefSeq names its product hydroperoxide isomerase ALOXE3-like. Bases 9 to 2024 code for a protein of 671 amino acids. The record is from RefSeq and is a predicted model, not a curated record. Gene Ontology annotation, biological process: linoleic acid metabolic process; lipid oxidation. Lineage: Eukaryota; Metazoa; Chordata; Lepidosauria; Squamata; Sphaerodactylidae. The transcript is spliced from 14 exons. Gene Ontology annotation, molecular function: iron ion binding; oxidoreductase activity, acting on single donors with incorporation of molecular oxygen, incorporation of two atoms of oxygen; protein binding.